Molecule: messenger RNA, 400 nt
Organism: Neltuma alba
Lineage: Eukaryota; Viridiplantae; Streptophyta; Magnoliopsida; Fabales; Fabaceae
Product: L10-interacting MYB domain-containing protein-like
Exons: 2
Coding region: 56-400 (114 amino acids)
Source: RefSeq, a predicted model, not a curated record
UGCUUCAUUCUAAAUCUAUUGUGAAUUUGAUACAUAUGUAAUUUCAUCAAGAAUAAUGAGUAACGAUAAAGGCAAAGCGUAUUGGGAUGUAAGCACUACUGGUGUUUUUCUCAAAAUAUGCAUGGACCAAGUUUUUAACAAACAUCGUCAAGGAUCCUCGUUUACAAAGCUAGGCUGGGACAACAUUCAUAAAACAUUCAAUGAAAAGACAGGGAGAGGAUAUGAGAAGAAACAGCUGAAAAAUAGAUUGGAUAAUUUGAGGAAAGAGUGGAAGCUAUUUGAGCAGCUAAUUGGAAAGGAGACCGGCAUAGGAUGGGACCCUGAAAGGAACACAGUGGUGGCAUCUGAUGAGUGGUGGGAGAGAAAGAAGCUGGAAAAUCCAGCAUACGAAAAAGUUUAG